Messenger RNA from Hypanus sabinus (Atlantic stingray), 8811 nucleotides. RefSeq names its product teashirt homolog 2. Gene Ontology annotation, biological process: regulation of transcription by RNA polymerase II. Gene Ontology annotation, molecular function: DNA binding; DNA-binding transcription factor activity, RNA polymerase II-specific. The transcript is spliced from 3 exons. NCBI's taxonomy places the organism in Eukaryota, Metazoa, Chordata, Chondrichthyes, Myliobatiformes, Dasyatidae. The record is from RefSeq and is a predicted model, not a curated record. The coding region runs from base 426 to 3557 and encodes 1043 amino acids. Gene Ontology annotation, cellular component: nucleus.
CCCUCCGGAAAAAAAAGCUGCCAGCCACCGAACGACGGAGAGCAGCAGCAGCUCCGCUCCGCCACUGAUCAGCACCCCACUCGGGGAGACGAGAGAGGGGCGCACGGGGGAGAGGCAGCGCCGGCAGCCUGUGGUCAUCAGCCUUUGGGAGGGGGGGUUGGCGGGCGUCCCUGUGCAGAUUCAGCGACCAACUCCCCCCGACAGACACAUCCAUACAAAAAAAGAUAUUCCAUACAUAACAUGCAUUAUAUUGUAUAGAAAAGAAGCUACACGCAUUAAGUUACUCUCACGCGCGCACACACAUAAACACACACCCCGAGAUCGGGGACGAGCCUCCAGCCAGCACCCACCCCCCGCCCCCUCAACCCCCUCCCCGCAGCACCUCUCACACACCUGAAGAAAAGUCAACUUGAAACUCUCACAGCAUGCCGCGGAGGAAGCAGCAAGCACCGAAGCGGGCAGCAGUGUAUGUCCCUGAAGAAGAUUUAAAGACGGGAGAACUGAGAGAGGGAGAAGAUGCCAGCCCUUCUGUUGAGGAAUUACAAGGCAAUGGUUACAUGUGCACGGAAGAAGAGGAAGAGGAAGAGGAGGACAGUAAAGGCAGCUACAGCUACCAGAAUUCUCCAGUUAGUGCAAUGUCCAACCAGGAUGUAGAGUGUGAUUCACACAUAAGUGAUACCAGUGACCGAUUGGCUGAUUUUAAAAGUAUUUCUUCCCGAGAUGGGCAAGAAAAGGAGGAGGAAUCAAAUGGAGAGACAAAGAGUGACCAGCAGAACAGUUUAGGAGCAAUGAGAGCUGUUUAUGCCAGCUUUUUGUCUGAUUCGUAUUGGUCGAGUCUAGGCUUUGACCUCAAGCAGUCAAAGGCAGAAAGGACAAGCUGCAAAAGCAGCAACGAAAGCACCAAAAGUAGCUUUGAUUGGCAUCAAGAUGCAUUAUCCAAAACAUUUCAGCAGUCAUCUUCUGGCAGACCAGUGCCUAAGCCAAAUCUUUUCAGUUCAGUGCAGUUGUACAGACAAAAUAACAAAUUGUUUGGGACUGUCUUCACAGGUGCCAGUAGGUUUCGUUGCCGAGAAUGUAGUGCAGCAUAUGACACUUUGGUAGAACUAACUGUGCACAUGAAUGAUACAGGUCAUUACCAAGAUGAUAACCACAAAAAAAACUUGGACCCAAACAACAGUUGGACAAAGUCACGAAAACGGGCUUUGCAGGAAAUGGAUGGUAUGCAUGAUGCCCAGAAAGUUUUAAAGUGCAUGUACUGUGGUUAUUCCUUUGAUUCCCUUCAAGACUUGAGUGUUCAUAUGAUUAAAACAAAACAUUACCAGAAAGUGCCUCUGAAGGAACCAAUGCCACCCAUUGGAUCAAAGUUAGUCCCUCCCACUAAAAAACGGGCCCAUCAUGAAGUCAACCAGCCUUGUUCACCAGAUUCAACAACUGGAGUUGCAGGGACAUUCACGGGUGAAGCACAAAAGAACUCAAACCCCUAUGUGUCAUCGAACAAUCGGUAUGGUUAUCAAAACGGUGCCAGCUAUACUUGGCAAUUUGAAGCCUGUAAGUCUCAGAUUCUGAAGUGUAUGGAAUGUGGAAGCUCUCACGAUACACUACAGCAGCUCACUGCUCACAUGAUGGUGACGGGGCAUUUUCUUAAGGUCACAAAUUCUGCAUCAAAAAAGGGAAAACAGAUUGUUUUUGAUCCUUUGGCUGUGGACAAAGCACAGUCUGUCACAGAAGCACCAUCAAGUGAAAUCCAACCUCUGGCACCAGUCAGCAAAUUGCCUCCAGAUUCUUUAACUCCACCAACAGCUGAGGAUAACAAAAAUGAAGAAGAAAAGCAAGAGACACCAGAGGAAAUGGAGAAACCACCUAAAGAUAAAGAUGAUUGCAAAGGUGACAACCCAGAAAAGAUAUUUGGCUCCACACUUCAAUACCAAUACAUAAGAGAAGAAGAUCUGGAGGAGAGCUCAAAGGGAGGUGGUGAUAUUCUUAAAUCACUUGAAAACACUGUUACUUCAGCCAUUAACAAGGCCCAAACAGGGAGCCCAAGCUGGAGUGCAUAUCCCAGCAUCCAUGCUGCCUAUCAGCUUCCAGGGAUUAUUAAACCUGUGCAGCUUGGUACUCAAAUAAUGCAAGUUAAGCCAAACCUGAAGCCAAUAGCUCCAAAAGUCAGGUAUUUCUCUGUAAUUACAAGCAGCCAAAACCAAGGCAUUCCGUCCAACAGUGACCAAAUCAAGGAAGAGCCAGUUAGCCCAGUUCAUGACCAGAUUUUAUCCAAGCUGGAAGAAAACAGUAUUGAGAAAAGCGAUCCAAAGUUAAAUCUUCAGUCCACCCUAACUUUGCCAUGUAAAACGGAAAGUGAGAGUCCAAUAAAAACAGAGACUGUCAGUGAUCUCCCAAAGGCAGACUCACCAUGUUUGAAGGAUGCUGAAGAAAUGAAGCAAAACUUCAAGAACGAGCCUACAAAAAGUGAUAAAGGAUCUCCCAAUUUUUCAUUAACCAAUGGAUGUUCUGGACUGUCUGUCAUCACAGAUCAUCCAUCUGAACACCUUUCUGUCAGCCCACUUAGUGCAUUGCAAUCGAUAAUGAAUACUCAUCUUGGCAAAGCUGCCAAGCCCCUUAACUCAAAUGUAGACCCUGUAACUAUGCUUUGUAGACUAAAUAAAAGCUUGUUGGAGAAAUCAGCUUCACCGCCAAGUUUAAUAAAGUCAUCUAAUGUCGCUGAUAGUUACUACUAUGAAAGCAGUGAUCAGCCAAUAGAUCUCACCAAGUCGAAGAGCGGCACAACCAUCCAAACAAACCCUGUCAAACCUUUUACUUCAUUACCUUCCAAACAUGCUUUAUCUGAUAUUGCUGAUAUGGUAAAGGUCCUCCCAAAGGGUACAACACCAAAACCUUCUACCUCAUCAAAGAUGACAACAGAAAGGUUAGAGACUGAUGUGAGGAGCUUUGAAGAUGUGUCAAUGGAAUUUUUACCUGUUCAGAAAAGGAAAGGAAGGCAGUCAAACUGGAAUCCCCAACACCUUCUUAUCUUGCAGGCCCAAUUUGCUGCAAGUCUGUGGCAGACAGGAGAAGGCAAGUAUUUAUUAUCUGAUCUAGGUCCACAAGACCGUAUGCAUAUUUCAAAGUUUACUGGACUCACUAUGACUACCAUAAGUCACUGGCUUGCCAAUGUAAAGUAUCAAUUGAGAAAGACAGGUGGAACAAAAUUCCUUAAGAAUUUAGACACAGGGCAUCCAAUUUUCUACUGCAAUGAUUGUGCCUCCCAGUUUAGGACUCCUUCCACAUACAUUGGUCAUUUGGAAUCCCACUUGGGCUUCACCAUGAAAGAUAUGGCAAAAAUUUCUGUACAGCAUGCAAGAGGGGAGCAAGAAGUGUCUAAAGUAGCAUCUGAGAAGUCAACAGGACCAGCUGCAGCAGAUGAAGACAUAGGCAGCAAGUUCCAGUGUAAUCUGUGCAAUCGAACUUUUGCUAGCAAGCAUGCAGUAAAACUGCAUCUCAGCAAAACACAUGGGAAGUCACCAGAGAAUCAUUCGCAGUAUGUAACUGAACUAGAGGAAGAAUAGCAUCUCAAGAUACCCAAGGCAAACAGUUUAUUUCAAGCUCUAUCACGCAAGAGAUUACAUGAUGGACAGUAAAAAUGAUUUGAAGCAAGCUUUCAUCAACUCCAAGGGGCUACUUAAGAAGAUACUUAUGAAGAUGGACUUCCUUUUACAUGUUUGCACUUUAUCCUAUUUUAAACACUUCGAACUACAUCAUUUGUAUGAAAAGUGCUUUAUAAAUAAGUUAUUAAUAAAACGGAGCAUUUUUUGUAAAAGAGGCCUUUCCACCAUGAUGCAAUGAUUGGUGUUCAUGAAAGGAACUUUGUGUAGAAAGAAAUUUAAUUCCCAAAGUGAUGGAUCCUUUUUCACUCAUUCAAGAUCAUAAUAAUGAGAAGAAUGAAACUAUUAGAACUGUGAUAAGCAUCAACCAUUGAGCAAAUUGGGAUGAGCUUUCGGCUAUGAGGUGGAGAGUUCAACACAAAAUUUCAAAGUUGAAAGCUUAGAGUGAAUUUGUUAUCUAAGUAUGUAUAUUGCAUGUCACCAGAUACUAACCUGAGAUUCAUUUUCUUGCAGACAUUCACAGUAGAAUAAAGAAAUACAAUAGUAUCAGUGAAAAACUACACCAAAAAGGCUGUGCAAAAGAAGACAAAUAGUGUGCAAAUACAAAAAAAAAGUAAAUAACUAAUACUUAAAACAUGAGUUGUAAAUUUGAAGCUAAUAAUGCAAGGGUGCUGAGAACUCCGAGAAUAAUAUAGUGAGAAGUGACCCACUUGCCCUGCAUCAAUUCAGUGCAUCAAAUCUGACUGUGAGUGCACGCUCACAGAAAGCUGCUAAAAUCUGUGUGUGGUCUGACUGCAGUAAGACCAAAUCGAGCCACACUUGCUGCCAUUUGGAAUCACAACACUGCAUGCCACACAUGUCAGCUCAGCAUGUUUUACCUUAGAUAUAUCAAAAUAUUCAGAAUCAUGGAAGCACUGCAACACCUUUUCUAAACAGACUGCAAGUUUAUCCACUUGAAAUCAACCCUAUUUUUUGACUAGAUCUCCAAAGUCCCAACAGCCUGUCUUCGUCCAUGGUUACUUUUGCUAUUCUGUAAAACUUAUGAAGAUCAAUUAUGGUACUCUGCUUUUGAGCAAGUCCCUGCCUGCAGUACAGCAGUGAUAAUCAGUGCAAAGUCCUCACAAAAACCAUAGAGAAACAACAUCACUUCUUGUACUAUUCCAUCAGUUUGCAUCUGAAAUCAGGAUAACAAUCCCUCUUGGUGCUUACUAUUCUCCAUCAACUUUAUGUCCUUUGUCUCUACUUGUACCUCCUUAUUUUUUGGUAUUAUUUUACCCGAUACCUCUUUCUGAAAAUCACUGUUUGUGGUCUGCAAGUUCUUGGGACUAGUAGAAUGCCCAACGUGCCUGCUGUCUUUCUAAGAAACAGUGGUGUAUCUGUGUUAUUGUCCUCUUGUUUUCAGAGCAAAGGUGAGAAUUGCAUCCUCAGUCAAUAUCUUUAAAGAUUGCUAGGGCAAAACACUCUCCAUGUACUAUAACUGCUUACGUACUGUGGCCAGAGGUAGAGAAACAUGGGACAUGGUGUAUAAUAUUAAGAACACAGAAACAAAAUUACUGGAAGAUGGAAUCAUAAGUCUAAAUUCAGCCUCAGUGAAACAUUGCAAUUUUCUCAACUACUGUACUUUCACCAUUACCUGUAGACAUUCCUGUGAAGUUUUUUUUUGGCAAUGCAAGAUAAAGUGGCUCUUUUUUGACAUGUAUUGACCCUGCAAAGGAAGCGAACUAGCCAUGUUUUCCCAUAAAUCGUGAAAUCUUUGCAGAUUUUAUUUAUAUCGGGAGUCCAGAUAACUAAGGAACAAAUACUUACUUCAUCAAAUUCAGUCCAGUCCACUGGUAGUCCCAACGCAUUUCUAUUCUGCCUGCUUGCCCUCUUCUACUUUUCAUAGAAUCACAGAAUUGAAGCUUGUAUUCAUUGUAGGUUUCUUUCUGAUUAUAUCAUUGCAGUGCUGUGUGACAAACAAGUCAUCAGCUUUAUCAUAGUAUUCAGCCAUCUUUCUCCAAAUACAGUGGGAUAUGAGAUUGAAUCAUUCCAAGCCAACACUAACCAGUCACUUGGCUGACAUUAUUUCUUGUAUUCAAUUUUUCCUCAACUUGAUAUAACCUUAUCUUCCUUAAUAAGUUCCGAUUUGCUUCCUAAUCCCUUUCAUCUUCUAAACCACUUUGCAGUCCGAAAAUUGUUGUCAUCAUUUCUCAUUGUGUUUGGCCGAGUGAAUUCAAAACAUCCCUGCAACUUUUGCUUUAUCCUUUAGUGUAUUGUUAAUAUUAAAACCUACUAAUGGCACAGCAGAGGAAUCAAAUUAUGCACAUAAAUAUGCUUGCGUAGCAGGAAUAAAACUGAAGUUAGUGACAAUGAUGCCAGUUUGCAUUUGCAAAUCUACCAUCAAUCUGUCAUUAAAUAUGUUAUCAGAGGAUGCUAAGUGUAUGGUCCUUGCUUGCGUUGCUGCUUAUUCAUGAUGCUGAUGUGCAGUAAUGGGGCAGUGUACAUUAACAUAUUCUUGGUUGGAUGAACACAAAACAUUCCUAGAAGCUUCUGCCUUGAUUCCCCCUGUGACCAAAUAGCAAGUGUGGGAUAUCCUUAAAUUGCCAGAAAAAGAGCAAAAAACGCAUUACUUUUAAUUAAUAGUCCCAUCGUUUAUUUAUUAGUUGUAUCCUGCAAUCCUGAUAAUUUAAAUGAUACAUAAACCACAGAACAUUUGAUUUAUUAACUCUUUGAGCACUAGAAUUACAGUUUUGUUCAGCAGCUGUAGUGUUUAUUCAAUAUUUUUUAAAUGCAAAAGCUGAUGAAUAAUUUAGAAGUUGGAAUACAAAUUCACAUCUCUUCAUUAAGUUCAUUAAUCCUGAUAAUAACAUUUACUGUCACAACAGCAUCUGGGUUAAGCCACACCUUUUCCAAUUGAAAUUCCACAAGAAUAAAUGAAUUUAGGCCCUGAAGAUAAUAUUAUAAAUUAAGAAAAUUGUAUGCUAGACUAAGAUGAUAUGGUGCUGCAAGGCUCAAUUUAAGAUGCUUAUCAAAAAGCACAUAGUAACAGGUCCUAUGUUGCUCACCCCAGGCUCUGUCAUACUGAAGCAGGUAUUUCAGGUAAAUUUAGUCUGGAAGUUGUCAUCAACACUGAUAAAGAAAUUACUGAUCUUCCUUACAGCUCACACAAUACCUAGAGUUGCAAUUAAUUGUAUUAAACAUCUUUUUCCCUGUAUUUGUAAUGUACUUGGGGAUUUGAGAAAAAUCAGCGAGAUUAUCUGUGGAAAAUUAAGCCAUCACUUGCAAUUUAUGUCAGCAGUAUUUUAUCCCAAUAAUUAGGUUGGGAAAUUUUAAAUGGAGUAAUUUGAAGAAUAGCUGUAAUUGAAGUGAAUGGUGGGUAUCUGGUUUAGUUGUGUUAUUUCAUUCUACUGCAGUAAUCGAAUUGUUGUUGGGAUCUUGAUGUUUGGUAACUUGCAUCAUAUUUGUCCAAAAUAGUUACACAACUUCAAAUUAGCUCAUAGUAUGUGAUAUUUCUCUAUGGUAACUAUUGUUUCAUUGCACACACGUAGUUCUAGCUAAUACAGAGAUGCAGGAUCCCACUUUAAUGCAAGAUUAGAACUAUAACAUUUCCAGGAGGGUCCCCUCCCCGUGCAUUGUGCUCUUCUUGUCUCCUUUAAUAUGUUUAUCAUCUUCAAAACUGCUUCAUAAUUAUAUAAUUUUAAGAUUGCUGAAUGCUAAUAAUUCAUAAAAUAUUUGACAUCUAAACAGCAAAUCAAAUAACAAUUAUCUUGUAAAUUACUGGAUGUCAUUAAAUCCAAAAAGUUAACAGAAUUUAACAGAUAUUAUUUUCCAAAGAUGUGAAAUACUUCUGAGUUUAAACCUAUUCUGGUCAUAAGAAAUAGGCUUUAUAUAUAAAAAAGGAGAAAAUGCUAGAAAUACUUAGCAGAUCAAGCAGUAUCAACAGAGGGUUAUCAUUCUAUCAGAACAUGGUUUCCAGAAGUUCUGUUUUUAUAUUGGAAUCUAUAACAAAGAAAUAAAUAUUAAUACAUUUAAAAAUAAUACAGAAAAUAUUUGAGCACAGUCAUCAUAAAAUUUGUGCAAGAAAAAUCAUGUUUGAUGAAUCCACUGGAGUUACUUAAGCUUAUAUUUUGUUGAGUAGAUGAUGGUGAACUAGUGAAUAUGGUUUAUCUGGAGUAUUGUGUUCAUUUUUGGUCUCUUUACAUAUGCAUGCUAUGGCAGGUAUGUUUCAAACAUUUAAUACACUCUGAAGGCAUCUGCUACUCAAUUUCCCUUCAUUAUUUUUAAAAAUGAGUUUUCAAGUAGACAGAGAGAAGUACUUCCUAUUAGCAGUGGACUCAAAGACCAGGGAAUAGAAGAAAGGCAAAUUUCAUAGAUAAUUUAUAAAGUUUUUUUUUACGCAGAAUGUGGGGAUGAUCUGUGUGACAAGUGGAAAUAAAACCAAAUGGGCCUUUCCAAAGGGAAUUGCAAAGAUACUUGUGGAAAAGAUUUUUUUUAUGGUGAAGAUCGGGGGAAUGAAAAUGAACAGAUCGUUCUUUUGGAAGACUGCAUGGACUAAGUAGACAAAAUGGUUUCAUCUUCAGAGUAUGUUUCCUAUAUACAACGUUGAGAGUCAACUUCUUGCAGCUACUCAAAACAAAGAAACAGUAAAAUUCACAAAACAACACAAACACGCGAGAAAUACCGCUGCAUCUAUAAUGUGCAAAGGAAGACAAAUAUUGCAAAUAGUAAAAAAAAGUAAACAAAUAACAUGGAAUAUGAACUGCUCAGUCCCUGUAAGUAAAUCGAUCCACAAUUACAGAGCCAGUUCAGUGCUGAGGUGAGUAAAGCCCAUCCAGGACCCCAGUGGCUGUAGAGCAACCACUGCCCCUGAGUCUGGCAGCGUAGGACCCAAGACUCCUGUAUAUCCUGCCCAAAGGUAGUAGCAGGAUAAAAGAGAGUCCAGACAAAUGCUGAACGCCUGCUCUUUUUCCGCUCUCAGCCUCAACUAUUUUAAUCUUGCUCGAUGCUUCAAUCAGCAUUUAGUAAUGGAGCCGGGCAUGAGUUUAGCUUCCACUGUCAGGCCUUGAUGCAGUGAAUUAUAUCUAUUAGUUUGUCUAUUAGUUUUUUGAGCCGUAUGAAAAAUGUCACCAUUGGUCAUCAGUGCCAUCUUGCAAAGCUUAUGAUUUUAUGAUUAUUUCAGUUUUCUAUCAUUUGCCCUACAGUCUCUGUGAAGAAAUGUAAUCUCUCAUUUUAAUAAACA